Messenger RNA from Maylandia zebra (zebra mbuna), 5889 nucleotides. NCBI's taxonomy places the organism in Eukaryota, Metazoa, Chordata, Actinopteri, Cichliformes, Cichlidae. The record is from RefSeq and is a predicted model, not a curated record.
GUCACAUCCUGUCAGUCAUGAGAGUGACUGGAAAAUCUGAAGGCUUGGACUUUCUAUCAUAUUUCAUAAACAUGUUGCUGUAAAGUUCAGGCUGCUGCCCCCGCGACCCGGCCCCGGACAAAGCGGAUGAAGAUGGAUGGAUGGAUGUAUCCUUAAUAAAAAAAUAUCUGCUGCCAUAGUUUAAACACUUGUUAGAUCAUCCAACAUGUGCUAUCCAUGCAUAUUUACUUAGAAUGAAGCUUGUUUCACAGCUGAACUAAUUCACAUUGUUUCAUAGAGUUUCUAAUACAUACUUUGUCUAAAAUGAAUGUCAUCAAACACAGAAAGAAGGUUGCAUUUUGACUUUCAUUGUAAACUGCUGCACACUCAGGCAAAAGUCCUGAGUCUGCCCAUAUGGGUUUUAUUUUGCUAGUAAGUAAAAUAAAAGUAAGUAAAAUUGUAUUUGUAUAGCACCUUUCAAGAUAAAAUCACAAAGUGUUUCACAGAAGCUAGAACAUAAAACAACAUCAACCAAAGGCAAGUUUAAAAAGAAGGGUUUUAACUGUUUUUUAAAAGAACUGACAGAGUCUACAGAUCUGAGUGGAAGAGAGUCCCAGAGUCUGGGAGCCACAGAAACAAAAGCUCUGUCACCUUUUGUUUUUAAUCUAGUGUGCUGGACAACCAGCAAGCCCUCAGGGACCUGCUGGGAAUAUCAGGAUGAGGAAGAUCACUGCUGUAAAUUGGAGCCAGUCCAUGCAGUCCUGAGGGUCAGGAUUAUAUUAUGGGGAAACUGGAAGCCUUGGUCAACAGCCUUGCAGCAGCAUUUUGAACACCCUGCACACGUUCCAAGGAGGCAUGAAUCUGCUUAACAUGAAUAUCCAAGGACAGAGCUGUAACACCAAUCUUCCUAAUAGAAGAUUAAACAAAAGCGAGGGGGCCUAAAUGUUUUAAUACCAAAGGUACAAAUUUAUCAGGAGCAAAGACAAGGACUUCAGAUUUCUCAGCAUUAAGUUGAAGAUAAUCUUCUGCAUUCCAACCUCUGAUAGAAUCUAAGCAUCUCUGCAAGAUUAGAAGUUUAGAAACAUCAUGUGGCUUAAAGCAGAUAUAUAGCUGAAAAUCAUCUGCAUAGCAAUGAUACGAAAUGUCCUUAAAAGUGCUGAGAAGUUCCUGAAGAGGGAGUAAAUAUAACAAAAACAGUACAUGUCCCAGGACAGAACCUGUGGCACACCAAGAGAGGUGAGAGAGGACCUGAGCUUGGAGGAAGCCACAGAGAAGGAUCACAUAGAUUUAAACCACUCCAAGGCCGUUCCUGAUAUACCCACCCAGUGUUUUAGUCUAUCUAACAGAAUAUGAUGGUCGACAGUAUCGAAGGCAGAGGUCGGGUCCAACAACAGUAGAGCAGUGCACUCAGCAUCAUAAUUCAUCAGUAUAUCACUGGACACUCUAAGAAGUGCAGUUUCAGUGGAAUGAGCUCUACGUAAACCAGAUUGGAAAUCACCAAGAAUGUUAUGUUGAUCAAGAACCGCUGUGAGUUGCUUGGCCACAACAUUCUCUAAAAUCUUGGCGAUAAAUGGCACCUGACCAGAAAGCAGAGAGGCGUUGAUGAUUGUAAGCACACUAGGACCAGUGGACUGAAAGACCUUUCUAAACAAAGGUCCAGAUAAAACAUCAAGAGGGCAGGAGGACGGGUUCAUUGAAUCAACUAAUUUGACCAGCUCAGGGUAUGGUGAGCCUCUCAGCGACCCGUCUCCUAAAGAGGCCCGCGUUUUAAAAGGAGACCCAUGCUGAUAAAUGCCAGGCCUCGCCACACUCUCUGUCGUCUGCACAAACACAAAUGCCUGCCUGCCCGUGGGGGAGGUCUGAUUAAAGAUAUCCACAUUUCAUCCACUGGGCUGUGUCCCCCCUCCCAGCGGCCACCAUGUUUUGGAAGUUUGACCUGCACACCACCUCCCACAUUGACCAGCUGCUGGACAGGGAGGACGUGACGCUGAGAGAGCUGAUGGAGGAGGAUGACGUUCUGCAGGAGUGCAAGGCCCAAAACCGUCGGCUGCUCCUCUUCCUUUCCCAGGACCACUGCAUGCAGGAGCUGGUCAGCCUCAUCACCACAGAGCCACCUGCUGAUCUGGAGGAGCGAAGCCGCUUUAAGUUUCCCAAUGUUGCUUGUGAGCUUCUGACCUCAGAUGUUUCCAUUAUAAACGAUAAGCUGGGUGGAGACGAGUCUCUCCUCGAGAUGCUCUACCACUUCCUGGAACAGGACCCACCUCUCAAUCCUCUACUAGCCAGCUUCUUCAGCAAAACCAUCGGCAAUCUCAUUGCCAGGAAAACCGAACAGGUUAUUACAUUUUUAAAGAAAAAAGAAGGCUUUAUUGGUCUGGUGCUGAAACACAUUGACGCCUCUGCCAUGAUGGACCUGCUGCUUCGCCUCAUCAGUUGUGUGGAGCCUGCCCCUUUGAGACAGGAUGUUCUGCAUUGGUUAAACGAGGAAACGUUGGUUCAGAGACUCACAGAGCUCAUCCAUGCUGGCAAAGAUGAGGAGAGACAAUCAAAUGCGUCCCAAACGCUGUGUGACAUCAUCCGCCUUAGCCGAGAUCAGGCCAGUCAGAUGCAGGAGAACGUAGAAGCCGACCCACUAUUGGCUGUGCUAGAAUCGCAGGAGAGCGUGGCGGGGCUUCUCAAGAACAUGUUUGAGGGGGAGAGGAGCGAGGCCUCCAUCGUUAAUGGAACUCAAGUGCUACUUACCUUACUGGAGACCAGGAGGUCUGGGUUGGAAGGGCUGAUGGAUCUGUAUUCUCAGGGUUAUGAAAGGUCUUACACUGUCAACAGCAGUAUUUUAAAUGCCAUUGAGCCCCAUUUAAAGGACUUCCAGCAGCUUCUUCAGGAUCCCCCCAAGAAAAGUGCAAUAUUGACGACCUUUGGCCUUCUAGAUCAGCCACUGGGGAAUGCUCGCCUUCAUGUGGCCCGGCUGGUGGCUGCCCUGCUCCAGACCAAUGCACCCAAUAUCUGCCAGGAGCUCUGUAACCUGGCCACCAUGGACCUGCUACUGGAUCUGUUCUUCAAAUACUCCUGGAAUAACUUUUUGCACUUCCAAGUGGAGCUGUGUGUGGCCUCUAUCCUGAACCAUCCUUCCUCAGAGGAGCGGCCAGGCCUAGGCCUGCAGAACCACGAAGAGAGCGCUACAGCGUCCAGCCCUCAGGCGCAAGAGGAGGACGCGACAACGGAUGGGACGAGCGACCCACAGACCUGCAUCCACGGUGCGCUCGUGGCACAUCUCUUCCAGAAGUGUCGACUGCUUCAAAGGAUCCUUGAUGCCUGGGAGGAGAACGAUAGAAUACAGGCUGAUGGUGGUACCAGGAGAGGCAACAUGGGUCACCUGACUAGAAUAGCCAACAUGGUGGUCCAGAACCUGGAGAAAGGACCAGUACAGACCCAGAUCUCUGACCUCAUCAGAGAGCUGCCAGAAGACUGCAGAGGUCGCUGGGAGAGCUUUGUGGACGAGACCCUGAGAGAAACUAACAGGAGGAAUACCGUAGAACUGGUAAGCACUCACAAUAUGCACUCGUCCAGUGAGGACGAUGACAUGGAGAGCCCCUUCCCCAACGACCUGUCGCUCCAACAGGCUUUCUCAGACUAUCAGAUCCAACAGAUGACUGCCAGCUUUGUGGAUCAGUUUGGCUUCAACGACGAGGAGUUUAGCGAACAUGAUGAAAAUAUCAACGCUACGUUUGACAGAAUCGCCGAAAUAAACUUCAAUCUAGAUGCUGAUGAUAACAGUGCCAACGCAGCUGCAUUUGAAGCCUGCUGCAAAGAGAGGAUACGCCAGUUUGAUGAUGCUGAAGAGGAGGAGGAUAUCUGGGACGAUAAGGAGAUCAACUAUGCAACUCAAGCUAAAUCCAGAACAAGGUUCGGGGUCUCUCAAACCUCAGAGGGAAGCUCCAGGAGCAGCAUGGAAAACGGAGGUCGGGAGCGGGACCGUGCAUCUGAAUCGGAUGAGGACGAAGACUCUGAGCAGAACACGUCAGAUUCGGGUCCUGGCUGGACAGCAAAUUUCAGGGAUUCUGGAGAGAACGCAGCAUCCCAAACCUCCCCCGGGUGGGAGAGCUCAGCAGGGAGCGCGACCGAGACACAGCAGACUGGCUGGGCUAACUUCACUGAGUUCCAGCCUUUCUCUGGUACAAAGACAGAUCCCAGGUGCAGCUCUCCUGUGGAAACGGGCAGCAGUGAUGUCGAUAAACAAGCCAAACAAAACCACGAGAAGAGCGAUGUUAGUACCUCCCCUGGUCCAGCAGGAGAAGGGAGAAAGGCUCCACUCGUGGCCUCAGACAGCAGCUCCUCCGGAGGCUCUGACAGCGAGGAGGAUGACAAAAAUGCUGGUGCUCCUCCCACCUUAGAAACAGCCAGUGCCCCGGGCAACAAGACGGCGGACCUCAAAAGUGAGGAGUGUCCGGUGUCUCUGGAGAAGCUCUCCCUGUCAGAUCCUCCUACAGCUUCAGAGCAGCAGCCUGCUGAGGAUCUACCUGUAAACACGCAGACUGACAGGAAAGAGGAAACGCCACCACCCCAGGAAGUGUCGGUCAACGGGCCCGUGUGAGCGCGAUGGGCGCCGCAGCCCCUGAGAGACGCAGACUGUCAGCCUCCUCCAGAGUGACUCCCCUAAAUAACCUCACUGCAACUACGGUGUUUUUACUGAAUCACUCUGCCAUGUUAUUGGACCUGGACACUGCCAAUCGACACCAAUAACGAGGCGGCAGGACAUGUAAAAAAACAACCCCCCCCACACAAAAAAAGAAAAAGCGAGACGGAGCAGAGUGCAGAGGAAUCUUCUUCAAAGCCUUUUCCUGAUGUUGCACAUGAUCCCGUGCAGUUUUAAUGUAGCAGCGAUCUUUGAAACGACAGAGUCCGAGGGGUAACAUCGUCACCGCUAUUUUUUUAUGUCCUCAAACAUUACUCUCCCGCUUCCCACCCUUUGGGAUUUUACAUGGGCACCCCGAAUGGAUAGCACAGGCCAACUUUAAAUGAUGCCUCAACAAUAAAUACGUUGUUUUUCCUUCAAGCUUAAGAAAAAGCACUUAUGCAGCCAUUUACUGUACAUUAUAGCACAAUGAUGUAAGUGUUGUACCUUCAUCUCUGCUGGUUGUCUCCUCUGUCCUCACAUCAAGGUUUUAUCCAGUGUUUGGGUUUUUUUGGUUUUGGUCGCUGUUGAUGAAACAUCCUCACCAUCGUACGUCACCAGGUUUCUGAAUGUUUUGAAGUGCUUCAGGACGCUCUGUUGAAGAGGAGGAGAAGCGGGUCAAUGAACAGAGCUCUAAUAGUAUUACUGUCUUUUGCUCAUGUGCAAUAAUGUCAAUUAGCCAUUUUAUUUAAAAAGAAAAAAUCUGGCAUCAGAGACUCAUUGGGUAGUUUCAGAUUUGGAUAUGAUCUCAAUUUUCUCUUCUUUUACUUUAGUGCAUGUAUAACCGGUUCUCUGUUGACCUAGCUAGUGAGCUAAGACCUUCUGAUUGUAUUGACCUUUACGUUCUUGCUAUCCCCCUUAAAUCAACCAAACUUUAUCUACCUAUAUACAAAUAUUAUCUACAUUUAUAAGUAAUUUUACAAGCAACCUUGAGAUUACUAUUUUUGUCUGUUCCUUUUCUCUCUUUCCACCAAGCACUUACUCACAGGGGGAGAGUGACAUUUGGUAAGAGUGACGCUGUAUGCCCCCCACCCCCCUAUUAUUAUUAUUAUUAUUAAUUUUUUUUUUAAGGUUAAUUUUAUUUUGUUUCUGAGCAGCAGAAUUGGAGGGAGAGCAGGUCUGAGUUCUGCAGAGCUACAGGCCUCUUUGGUGUACUUAAAUCAUUUGACAGCGAUCAGGUUCUAUGAUUAUUGUUAAAAAAUUCAAAUUAAAAGUGUCUGGCUGACCACAUUAAUACCAAA